Messenger RNA from Porites lobata, 1036 nucleotides. Lineage: Eukaryota; Metazoa; Cnidaria; Anthozoa; Scleractinia; Poritidae. The record is from the annotation of a GenBank genome assembly.
AUGGCUAAGUUGGCUGACUAUUCCGAGACAUUUGACUCUGUCGCCUUCGAAACUGUGCCGAGAAAGCUACUUGGUGUAUGCUUUUCCAUGGCGUACCUCACAUGAACUGUUUGCUACCUGACCCGCAGGAAACAAUUCAUCCAAAUUGGCGACUAGACCACUAUGCAUAUUGACGUCACAUAUGGUGUUCCUCAGGGCUCGAUCUUGUGGCCAGUACUAUUUAAUCUAUUUUAAGUAAUGAUCCAGGUAAGAAGGGAAGCAAUUUCUUUUGUUGUGGCGCAAUACGCUUUCCUCACAUAGAAAUGUUUUCAUUUUUACGCAGAGAAUGCAUAAAUCUACAAAAAGGCUGUUUACGAAAGAAAAUGUAUUUAAACUCCACUUUUAAAGGGUGUAUUUUUGUGUUAAAACAUUUCGACCAAUCACAAGAGUUGCAAACAAUGGCCAAUAAAUGUUCACAAUUUUACAUGAUCCGCACAUACGAUUUCUGUGUUACUUAGACUCAGACGAUAUUUUGUUAUAAGGAAGUUGGAUAGAAAAAAAGGGAUUAAUAUACAUGCUGCUUUGCGAAGGUUUCGUAAAAUUUGAUGUUUAAACCAAUCAGAACCUUAGUAGAGACAAUAGUAAAGUUAGCACCUUUUUGCAUUCCGACGUGUUCACUGCGUUUUGGUCCUUUCCUUCUUAUCUAGACCAUUACUUAAUGACCUUACAGACUGCUUGGAUUCUAUUAAGUCAAUACGCCGAUGACACAACAAUCUAUCUUCAUGGGAAACCCACUAGUUUAAAAGAGGACGAAAAGCGAUCAUGGCAAGCUCUCGACGACCUUGCUGACCUGUUUGGUAGGUUGUAGUCUAUGCCUAAAUCCUACGAAGACCACGGUUAUGCUGUUUUCAACUCAGCAGCUUUCUGGUGUCCAGUUGAGAUCUCAGCUGAUGGUAAGAAACCGGAAAGAUUGAAAACCUCUGAGCUACUUCGCAUGAUUUUCCAAGAAGACCUGAAAUGGAACAUUGAAAUUAUCGCAAUUGUCGAGUUAUCAUAA